Molecule: messenger RNA, 1569 nt
Organism: Ilyonectria robusta
Lineage: Eukaryota; Fungi; Ascomycota; Sordariomycetes; Hypocreales; Nectriaceae
Product: ribosomal protein S5 domain 2-type protein
Exons: 3
Coding region: 172-1503 (443 amino acids)
Biological process (GO): ergosterol biosynthetic process; isopentenyl diphosphate biosynthetic process, mevalonate pathway
Cellular component (GO): peroxisome
Molecular function (GO): phosphomevalonate kinase activity; ATP binding
Source: RefSeq, a predicted model, not a curated record
GCGCAUUUCAGAACGGCAGCAUUUGACUACCUACCUAGAGGGGGGACACAAAUACAGUGCAAAUUUUGAAACACGAGAUCUUCCUUCGUCUUCGAGCCUGCUGGCUGUACGACUCCGUCCGUCUUCCACGUCUUCUCAACAUCAAUCCAAUUCCUCGUUGCCCCGCGCGUCAUGGCAUCCCGGAACCCCACCAUCGCCGUGUCGGCACCUGGCAAGGUCCUCCUCGCAGGCGGCUACCUGGUGCUGGAUCGACAGCACACGGGGUUUGUAUUUGGCCUCGACGCGAGGAUCAACGUGAUUGCUGGCGAGAUACACACCACGCCCGGGGUGCAGUUGACGGAGAUUGUCGUCGACAGCCCCCAGUUUCUUGAUGCCCAGUGGCGGUAUGGCUACCGCUUGACUGAGGCCGGUGGCGGCAUCAAGGUCACCCAAUUGCAAGUCGGAUCCAAAAUCAACCCCAACCCCUUCGUGGAGACGACGCUCAGCUAUGCCCUCACCUACAUUGACCGCAUCGCCGGCCAGCGCCCCAGUCACAGCAUGACCUCAGCGCGCCUCAUCAUCCUUGCCGACAACGACUACUACUCUCACUCAGGCUCGGCGGACACUCAGAGGGGCCGUUUUGCCAGGUUCCCUGUGACCUUGGGCGAUGCCAACAAGACCGGCUUGGGCUCCUCCGCUGCCCUUGUCACGUCACUCACCGCAGCCCUCCUGAUUCACUAUCUGCCCCGGGAUCUCUUCGAUAUCGAGUCAGACAAGGGCAAGCGGGCCCUGCAUAACUUGGCGCAGGCGGCGCACUGUGCCGCCCAGGGCAAGGUUGGCUCAGGCUUCGAUGUGGCGGCUGCCGUGUUUGGAUCCUGCCGGUACAAGCGUUUCUCACCAGCGACGUUGAGCAAGAUCCCUGAGCCUGGAGCCGCUGGAUUUUCGGACUCACUGGUCCAGCUCAUUGACGAAGAGUCAGCAUGGGAUGUCGAGGUGGCCAAGGAUGAGGUCAAGAUGCCUAAGGGUGUCGUUCUCAGGAUGUGCGAUGUAGACUGCGGCAGCAAGACCGUCAGCAUGGUCAAGAAGGUACUUGCAUGGAGGGCGCAGGACCCCGAGGGCUCUAAGCAGCUAUGGGACGAACUUCAGCGCCGAAACGAGGACCUCAUUUCUACACUCAAGCAAGGUGAUAUUGAACAGCUCCCCACCAAGCUCGCGGCGGUCCGGGAGCUCGUCAAGAAGAUGGGCACCUCCAGCGAUGUCCCCAUCGAGCCGGACAGCCAGACAGAGCUUCUGGACGCGAUCAGCGGUGUCGACGGCGUCUUCGGAGGCGUGGUUCCCGGCGCGGGUGGCUUCGACGCCCUCGCUAUAUUGAUGAAGGACGACGCUGAGACGAAACAGCGGGUCAAGAAGUUCCUGGCCGAGUGGGCACAGGCCAAAGGCACCAAGGUCAAACUCCUGGCGGUCAAGGGCGAGAUGGAAGGUGCACGAGCGGAGAGUUUGGACGUGUACUCGGGCUGGAUCUAAGAGCGAGUGUGAAGAGCAAAGGGAAGAUACCAGGACCGGUCACUUGUCUCAUUGUAAGAUGGGCAA